Molecule: messenger RNA, 572 nt
Organism: Cylicostephanus goldi
Lineage: Eukaryota; Metazoa; Nematoda; Chromadorea; Rhabditida; Strongylidae
Source: the annotation of a GenBank genome assembly
AUGCAGGAGAGACUACAAACAAUGUGGGCCGACAUUUCUCACAUAGACUACGAUUCUGAACCAACCGAGGAAGAGCUGUUUAACGAGCAUUUGACUUGUGUAGUAUCCAGAGAAUACACGAAUUUUCUACGGUUCUGCUAUCUGCCAAGUGACUGCGAAGACAGAAAGGACCAUUCAUUAUCAACUCUUGGAGAGUGGCUUUUUGUGAACAAAAUAGGAUUGUCUUCAGUGAUUAUGACGGCCUUUUCAUCCUUGACUCUCCGUGACUCAUUGCUAGCGUUGAAAUCCAUUGCACUAUGCAAAGCUUUGUCAGAGAAGUUGGUGGAGUGCUACGAUGAUGAAGUUGGAGUGUACAUGUUAGUAUGUGCAAUACGUUCGCUGCAGUUACAUGGAGCUGAUGAAGUAGCUGGUACACCGCUGAUAGCCUUGGUGUUUCAUCGUCGUUUUUCAAAUUCUCUACCGCAAGUCCUUAUGCAGGUUCCGGAAGUCACGCAGGAAGUUGUGGAAGCAUUUGAUAACAAGGUAGCUCUUAUAGUUGCGUAUGCGCAUACCAUUACCAAAUUUCGGUAGGG